CCGCCCUCCGCCCCACCCAGCCCCGGCCGCUCUGGCCGCGCACCCGGAAGCGGCGGCGGGGCCGCGCCAUGGCGGGGACGGCGCUGAAGCGGCUCAUGGCCGAGUACAAGCAGCUGACCCUGAACCCACCCGAAGGGAUUGUGGCAGGUCCCAUGAAUGAAGAGAACUUCUUUGAAUGGGAAGCCCUGAUCAUGGGUCCUGAGGACACCUGUUUCGAGUACGGGGUUUUCCCUGCUAUCCUGAGCUUCCCCCUGGAUUACCCCUUGAGUCCUCCGAAGAUGAGGUUCACGUGUGAGAUGUUCCAUCCCAACAUUUACCCAGAUGGGAGAGUGUGCAUCUCCAUCCUUCAUGCCCCUGGGGAUGAUCCCAUGGGCUACGAGAGCAGCGCAGAGCGCUGGAGCCCCGUGCAGAGCGUGGAGAAGAUCCUGCUGUCGGUGGUGAGCAUGCUGGCAGAGCCAAAUGAUGAAAGUGGAGCCAAUGUAGACGCCUCCAAGAUGUGGCGGGAAGACAGAGAACAAUUUAACAAAAUUGCCAAGCAGAUUGUGCAGAAGUCACUCGGACUUUAAGCUCACAGAGAGACUGAAGUGUUUUGUAUUUCUCUCCACCCAGAAACGAGCAGUGCUCAGUGCUGGUACCAAAAAGGAAAACUUCGUAAAACUAUUGGCCUAGUUCUUAUAAUUCGUUAUUUAUUUACCAUCUCUUUUCUUCCACUGCUCCAGAGAAGCCUCUAGUUCACUCACUAAAUUGUGUGGAAAAGGGAUUUAAAUGCUAGAGAAAAAUACAGAGACAAUGCUGUUUCCAAAGGCUGCUGGUUGCUACCUUACUUUGUGGUGUGGAAAGGAGACUUGGCAAUCUGCAGCCCUCCCUCACCCAUCUGAUGUAGGAGAGCAGUGCUGGCUUGGAUCCUCUGCUGGCAGAAUUAGUUGUGUUUUUAUAGGUAGGAUUGCAUCUGGAGCAGCAGUAGGCAGGAAUUUCUGUAUCCAUUCUGUGCUUGAUAGGUUAAGGGCAGCAGUUGCAGUCAGAUCUGAUUUGAAGAGUAUAGUUAGCAGGAGAGGCUGUAAAGCAAGGCUAUAGUCAGGGUGUGUUAGCAAAGAAAGGAACUUUGAGGAGUGAGCUGUGAGGACAGGCUGGGGGUCUGGAAUGGCCUGGUGUUCCCAUGUAACACUGUGAGUUUGUACUGAGCCUUUGAGUCAGUGUUGGCUUGGCAGAAAUCCCAAGAGCUGCUUUAUUACCCCUUGAAGACACUCAUUGUAACCUUUACACUCAGUUAGAGGCACAAGGUGUAAAGGCUGGAUUGUCCAAGUUCACCUGGGCGAGAUAGAUCACUGGCAGUUGGACAAUCCAGUGAGGAUGUGUUUGCUCUGGGUAUGUUGGUAGCUCUGCAAGGAUAUCAGCUCACUCUGGUGACACGAGUGGUGACAGGACUUGGCACUGCCUUGCCAUGACAGCCCUGUCUAGAUGAGCGUGAUGGACUUACAAAAACUGCCUGUGAUACUCUGCACUGAGUGCUCUUGAGUAUUAAAUAGGAGCCAGAGAGAGAAGGUGGGCUGUUUGCUGGAGGAAGGUAUGAUGUGUGUUUUGGACUGCAGUGUUGUAGCCAGUGUGAAGGGUGCAGGGAAUACCAGCUGGUCACUCCCUAAAACUGCUGAGGGGCCUCUGUGACCCUUCUGCUUUGCAAGCCAAUCUCAUGUGUAGGUCCAAAUUUCUCCAAUUCACUACAAGCAAUAACUUGCCCAUUAAUAGCACAUGGAAUCCAAUUUUGUUGGCAGCUUUAAAUGGGCUAAAUUUGACAAGGGCUGGUUUGGUUUUUUUUUAAUGUGAAAGAGUGUGACGUGGAAGGAGUCACACCAUGAGGAAAGCUUUACAGAGGUGAUGGUGUGCAUGUGUGUGGUACAACUGUUCAGCAUUUCUGUCGUGCUGUUUGUGCUGCAGGUUGCACUUUGCCAUCGUUCUGCACCUCUGAGGAGCUGUAUUGCUGUAACCUGAUUUUACCUCCUUGUAGAAGUAAUUGUGGCUUUGAUGUCAGGGUGGAAGUGGGACUGGACAUAGCUUGGGAGCAGAGAUGAUGAAAUAGUGUUGUACCUAACUAGUAUUUCAAGGCAUACAGGAAAAUGUAGCACUUUAUGCAAACUGGGAGUGUUUUCUGAAGUAGAGGGAGGAUUACUCCUGGGAGUCCUGCAGCCACCUUCGGGAACAACGCCAGAGAGCAGCAAAGUGGGGUUUGCUGAAGUGCUGAGUGUUUUAUUCAUGUGUGCUUGCUAAUUAUCUCGAUUUUAUGGUGGGAUUUAGUCUGUAUACUGGAAAUAAAAUGCUUAUAUUUUCUCCUUU
Prinia subflava (tawny-flanked prinia) is the source of this 2328-nucleotide messenger RNA. It is a transcript of the gene UBE2G2, whose product is annotated as ubiquitin conjugating enzyme E2 G2. The coding region runs from base 69 to 566 and encodes 165 amino acids. Lineage: Eukaryota; Metazoa; Chordata; Aves; Passeriformes; Cisticolidae. The record is from RefSeq and is a predicted model, not a curated record. Gene Ontology annotation, cellular component: cytosol; endoplasmic reticulum. The transcript is spliced from 6 exons.